CCAAUCACCAUUUCAAACUCAUAACCUCUUUAUAGCCCCAGAUACAGUAGCCCCCAGAUACAGUAGCGCAUUCCUAGCCAUGUCAGCACCUCCAGGAGACGAAGACUUUACCGAACUGUCUCCCUCACAGGCAUUCAGGCCCCGUAAUCCAGGUGUGGUCCGCACGCCUCCAGGGGGUCAUAAACCUCUCCCAUCACAGUCCACUUCUUCAGCUACUCCUGCUGCUCCUGUAGCUACAGCACCCGAGGCGAUGGAGACGGAUGAUGCAGGGACACGACAAGCAUCUUCCUCUAGGACCCCAUUGAAAGCGAAUCAGGCCAAUACAUUCGAAACCCCAGGUCAAGGGAAUGAAGGCGAGGCUGGACCAUCUCAAGAUAUGGAUGUUGAAGCUACGCGUACGCCUCGUUCGACGCGAAAGAACCGACCAUCAGCUCAGAAGCCAAUGGAGGAUGUAUCGGGUAUGGACCUUGAAGGCGACGAAUCGAUCGAAGAGGGAGAGUACGGGAGAAGGUGGAGGAAAACGAUGGAGACUUUGGAACUGGCUACGAAAGCUGCAGCUCAAAAGUGGACUGCCAAAGAUCUCAAACAGAGCUUCCCAAGCCUCGCAGAGGAUGAUUCAGGCGAGAUGGAUGCGAUAUGGCUUCAAGCCGCUCAAACGAUGAGAGAGCGAUUACUGGAGCUCGGCAUGGACGUUAUGAAGCACUACAAGGUCCCUAGUUCCUUACAACAGAUUGAUCAAGUGGUCAAGGAGGGCGAGACCUACGCCCAAGAACACAGAAAGGAUAAACACGGCAGGAGAGAUGCUUGGCGACCCGACAUCACCCCUGAGAUCCUGACGGCUGCUACGCAGCUACCACUGUACGAUGAGACGCACGCGAGGAUAAGGGAUGAAUAUGUGUUGCUACACGAAGACUGUCGCAAACGAUACCUCUCCAUUCUUGAGAAACAAGCUCGACUAGAUGAGAUGGAAGGUGGAGUCGCGGAGGGCAUUGCAGAGCUGGAAAAGACCAUCUCAUUGCUUGGAGGCUUCCCGAGUGAAGAGAUGAUGGUUUGGAUGGAGGAAUCAUCAGCUAUGACUGCCGGAGUCAGAGAUCAAAGACGAAGGCAAUCUAGCCGGUGACGCCUACAAUCAGCGUAUUGGGCUGGCGGGAUCAA
Molecule: messenger RNA, 1155 nt
Organism: Kockovaella imperatae
Lineage: Eukaryota; Fungi; Basidiomycota; Tremellomycetes; Tremellales; Cuniculitremaceae
Exons: 6
Coding region: 80-1120 (346 amino acids)
Biological process (GO): chromosome segregation
Cellular component (GO): MIS12/MIND type complex
Source: RefSeq, a predicted model, not a curated record